Molecule: messenger RNA, 738 nt
Organism: Cricetulus griseus (Chinese hamster)
Lineage: Eukaryota; Metazoa; Chordata; Mammalia; Rodentia; Cricetidae
Source: RefSeq, a predicted model, not a curated record
AUGACCUUAUUGCCAUUGUUGUUGCUCCUGGCUGCUGCUCUGCCCCCAUCCCUUCUUCACAAUUCUCUUCAGAUUGAAAGUCUUGACGAUUUGUCAACUGCCAGAGAUUCAAUCCGAGAAGAGAUUGUAAACAAGCACAAUGAACUGAGAAAAAUGGUUUCUCCACCCGCUAGUGACUUACUAAUGAUGCAAUGGAGCAAUGAUGCCCAAGAGAAUGCACAGAAAUGGGCAAGCCAGUGCACUUUCCAACAUAGUCCUCGAGAAGACAGAAAAAUAAAAAACUUAGCAUGUGGUGAGAAUCUCUUCAUGUCAGAUUAUCUAACAUCAUGGUCUUCAGCAGUCCAACAAUGGUAUGAUGAAGUCCAUAGUUUCGACUUUGGUUCAGGCCCCACAUCAUCUUCAGCAGUAGUUGGACAUUAUACUCAGUUGGUAUGGAACACAUCUUACCUAGUUGCAUGUGGAAUUGCUGAGUGCCGUGAUCAAUCGUGGAGAUACCUCUACGUUUGUCAAUAUUGUCCUCCUGGUAAUUAUGUAAGAAGGAAAUACAUCCCUUACACAAUAGGAGAUCCAUGUGGCAGUUGUCCUAAUGACUGUGAAGAUGGACUGUGCACAAAUAGUUGUGGAUAUCAAGAUGAUUAUUCUAACUGUGGAGAUUUAAAGGCAUCAGUAACCUGUAAACAUCCAAUGGUGAAAGAACACUGCAAAGCUACAUGCAACUGUGAAGGCAAAAUUCACUAA